GUAAAAACUAAAAACUCGUAUUUGCUGAACAAACACAACCACUCUUCUCUGUUAGCAACGCGAGGAUUACUUUCCUGGGCCGCGGGAUACUUUCCUGUGCCUCACAAGACGUAUUACUCCGUAGUAUUUUUACCAAGGAUCAAGAUCCAAUCUUGCAGUUCCCCACCUUUUUUCCUGCAUUAAUUGGGGAAAACACACCAGAACCAAAGAUUUGUCCCAUUAAAAAGUCCAACAAGUGUUUUUAGUUUCCAUGGCAAAUGGUUUCAGAAGAAACCAAUCCACCAAGAUUCGCGACCCGAAGAAUCUUCUCCUCUUCCUCUCCACCUCCCUCCUCCUCCUCAUCUUCUUCUACCUUGCCUCUCAAACCCAGAACCAAUAUCCAAGAACCCUCAAAUCUGUCAAAAAUCCGAUCUUUGAGCGCUCGCUAAAGCCGUUUGAUUGCUACUCCUCACCUCAAGCGCACCCUGUGAUUGCAAAUCUAGUGGAAGGUCUCAAAUACCCGUUCCUCUUCUCCCUCUCAGACUUCGGAAAUUUACCAGAAAAGCCACACAAGAAUAUCAACCGGACACUGAAGGGAAAGCCCUUCAGGAAGCCUGACAUAUCUGAGACUGUGCAACGGUUGUUGGAGAAAAUGAAGGAGGAGGGCAGAAAUGGGAUUUUCGUGGACGUGGGGGCUAAUGUGGGAAUGGCCACAUUUGCAGCUGCUGUUAUGGGGUUUAAAGUUCUUGCCUUUGAGCCUGUUUUUGAGAACUUGCAGAAGAUCUGUGAAGGGGUUUACUUCAAUAGAGUUGGGGAGUUGGUGGAAGUCUACGAAGCUGCAGCUUCUGAUCGAUUAGGAAACAUUACAUUUCACAAGCUGGUUGGCCGGCUUGAUAAUAGUGCGGUGUCAGCCACUGGCGCAAAGUUAGCAUUCAAGUCAAAUGAAGAGAUUGCAGUUGAAGUAAAGACGGUUCCUCUAGAUGCCAUGGUUAUGGAGUCAGAAUCUGUUCUGCUGGUCAAAAUAGAUGUCCAGGGGUGGGAGUAUCACGUUCUCAAGGGUGCCUCAAAGUUACUGUCAAGAAGGGCAGGUGAGGCCCCUUACCUAAUCUAUGAGGAAGAUGAACGCUUAUUACAAGCAAGCAAUAGCAGUGCAAAGGAGAUCAGAGACUUUUUACAUACCAUUGGGUACAACCAUUGCACUAAGGUUGGAACUGAUGCUCACUGUACAAAGACAGAUUGAUACAGUUUCAUUCGACUUUUUCUUUUUGGGAAAUUGGAUGUAGCCAAGCAACAGUUUCUUGGUGAGGCAAUUGUUAGUACCCAAUUUUGAUAAGAUUUUGAUGAUGCCACUAUACUUUGCACCCGUACAUUGUGUCUAAAUUAAAUUCAAGAAGUAGCACUCAAAUUAUUCAAAUGUGACAAAAUAAAUGUACAAUUUUUGAGACUAAUGAAAUAGUACCGGAAAAAGUAAAAAUGCAAUAAGGUACUUUUUGUUUACCUUAAACGGAUAUUUAGAUCCAACCGGCACAUAUCAUUUGGCUCAAAGAUUAAAUAAAUGUCACAUUUUAAAGAUGCUCGAAAAAUCAUAUACAUCAAAGGUGUAUGAUUGGAAGACAAAACUUGACUAGCAUUAAAAACUUAAACAGGUACAUGGUCCUACAGCAUGGGACGUCCUUUUGGAGUGAAGCUGCAGCGGCUGAAAACAAAACCCAUGCCGCGGCCCAAUUAUUCAAGACAGAAAACAAAAAGAUUAAAAGCUCCUGCACAAAAAGACGAAUGUACAAUUCGUCCCAGCCAGACCCUCAACGCACAAGAUUAAUCCAUCUCAACCAACGGAUGAGAUUAAUCAACCAUGAAGGCCUAUAAAUAUAGGUAGAAGCAUGAGUUCAUAAAAUAAGCUUGAGCAUCCUAAGUAGAGAAGUAAUUUCAUCAAAGCAUAUACGAGAUAUCUAGCAAAAGAGAAAGUGCAAACUCAACUUUACUCUCUGCUUAGCCUCAUGCUUCACUAAGCUCUUAGAUUAGAUCAAUACUUUUACAUUUUUAGAGCUUAGUUCAUAGUUGGAGAUUAGAACUUUCUUGUAACAUUUCACAAGUGGUUGUAAACACUUAGGAGAACAGUUGUUCGGAUCCUAAAGUGUAGUUAGAUAGAUAGAGUACCUUUUGAUCCCCACUGGAUCAAUUGAGAAAAGUCUAAGGACUGAGUAACUUUGAGUGGUGCUAUACUCAUUGUGAAAAACCUUCAAUCUAGGCCUAAGAGUUGUAAAGGCUAGAUUGGCACUAAGUGUAUUGGGC
Molecule: messenger RNA, 2271 nt
Organism: Cuscuta epithymum
Lineage: Eukaryota; Viridiplantae; Streptophyta; Magnoliopsida; Solanales; Convolvulaceae
Source: the annotation of a GenBank genome assembly